GCUAGUGCUCUACCACUGAGCCACAACCCAGUCCCUCCAUGUUGAAAUCUUGAAUUUUAGCUUCCUCCGGAAGGAGGGAAGACGUGGAAACACGCAGUCCCAUUCCCAUACUGCAAAAGCCACCUGGAGCGGAGUCUCAGCUGCGUACUUUAGAAAGGCCUGUGGUCACUCUUUCAUUAGGUGUCCUGAACUAACUCUCCGUCCCUUUAUGGACACUUGAGUUUGGGAACUCUAUAUUACUGGGUAUAUAUGUUAGAAAGACAGGGACGUCUCUGCUGGGAUCUCAGUCAGAUGGGGUGGACAAGUUCGCAGACCAGCCAGAGAGGAAAGUGGCGCGCGGGAAGAUGGGGCUUUAGGUAGGUGGGUGAUGCGGGUACGGCACCCAAAGCGCAGUCUUGGAAGACGGUGCGGCUGUGGCAUAAAUGGACGAGAGGCGCCUGAGAGCCCGAGGACUGGCGCCAGGCUGGAGAUGUGUCCCAGGGCGGAGCGGCGGGAGUGGGCUCCCUCACCAGCGUGGUCUCUGCAAAGAGAUGGGCGCUCCGGAGACGGAACCCGCGGUUUCAGAACUAAAGGCAGCAUCGUCUCGCUUCCCACCCGGACAACCUCCCCGCGCACCGCUCUAGGCCGGAAGUGGUCUGGAAGCCACCGUGCUGCUGCUUCCUUGCGAAGUCGGGGUGUGGAGCUGGCGGUCCCAUCCGAUGGGCGGUUGAGCCUGCGCCGCUAUGGCUCACGUUGGCUCUCGCAAGCGUUCGAGAAGUCGCAGCCGCUCCCGGGGUCGAAGGUCGGAAAAGAGAAGGAAGAAGAGUAGUAGGGACGCCUCGAGGAGUUGCUCAGUUUCUGGAUCCCAAGGUCGUAAGGCCAGCACCGCCUCAGGGUCUGAGGCCUCACCUUCUCCCUGCAUCACAGAGAGAAGCAAGCAAAAGGCCCGGAGGAGACCACGAUCCAGCUCCUCCUCCUCUUCUUCCAGUUCUUCUAGCUCCUCUUCUUCCUCCUCGUCCUCCUCCUCUUCCUCCAGUGAUGGUCGGAAGAAGCGGGGAAAGCACAAGGACAAGAAGAGGAAGAAGAAGAAGAGGAAAAAGAAGCUGAAGAGGAGGCGCAAAGAGAAGGCUGAGGUGCCCCAGGCCGAAGCUCCGCCUGGCCCCUCCCUGGACCAGUGGCACAGAUCCACGGGGGAGGAAGACGAUGGCCCAGUCCUGACGGAUGAGCAGAAGUCUCGUAUUCAGGCCAUGAAGCCUAUGACCAAGGAAGAGUGGGAUGCUCGGCAGAGUGUCAUCCGCAAAGUGGUGGACCCCGAGACGGGACGCACCAGGCUCAUUAAGGGAGAUGGUGAGGUCUUGGAGGAAAUCGUAACCAAAGAGCGACACAGAGAAAUCAAUAAGCAAGCCACCCGAGGGGAUGGCCUGGCUUUCCAGAUGCGAGCUGGGCUGCUUCCCUGAGGGCCCCUGGCCAACUGAGGCCUGUGGACAGUGUCGUGCCAUGGCCUGGAGGUUGGCCACAGGGCGGGCAGCAGCAACACUGACCGGUGCUGAUGGCUUUUCACCUGUACCUGUGGAGCCAGUCCAGCCUCCUCAGGAGCAAGGUUAGAGGUGAGGCUUACGGAUGCCUCAGUAACCCCUCCUGAAAGAGCAAGGGCAGUGAACCUGAUAUUAAAUGUUCUCUGGUCUUAUA
Messenger RNA from Ictidomys tridecemlineatus (thirteen-lined ground squirrel), 1668 nucleotides. It is a transcript of the gene Arl6ip4, whose product is annotated as ARF like GTPase 6 interacting protein 4. Lineage: Eukaryota; Metazoa; Chordata; Mammalia; Rodentia; Sciuridae. The record is from RefSeq and is a predicted model, not a curated record.